AUGUCAGUUUCGUACCAACUUCAGUAGACAGCACCUACAAUUUAACAUUAACAUCAAAAAUGUUUCCCAUUAUAUUUUUGGUCCUAGUGGCUUCCGCUGCAAAUGCCGGUAAUAUAGGUAUAGGACUCAACUCGGGAGGUUAUGGCGGACUUUUGGGAAGCACAAUUUCGCAGCAAGCUACGAGUACAUCAAUUGCAAAUUCUGGACCAGUAGCUGUAGCCGCCGCCCCAGUAGCUGUAGCUGCUGCAUCGCCAGUCCUUGCUGUCUCUCCGCUUGCUGUUGCGUCUGGUGCCAUCGUAUCUGUACCCACGGCAACUAGCUCCCAAUCACGAGUUGACGUCAUCAAUUCUCGCCCUUUGGUGUCUCAAGUUGUUUCUUCUGUACCAGUAAAUGUAGCACUUGGUGGAGGAUAUGGCAAUGGAUAUGGCACUGGAUAUGCCAAUGGCGUUAUUGAUAAUGGUCUCGUAGCCAGUGCUGGUCUUGUAACCGGGAGCGUUAAUGCUGUAAACUCUGUAGGUUACAGCAAUGUAGGUUACGGUAAUGUUGGAAACGGACAUGGAUAUAGAGCAUACUAGAUUGAUGAAUAUGUUAUGUAGACAGUAACUUUUUUUAAAUAAACCGACUGUUCAUUGACGAAA
Molecule: messenger RNA, 638 nt
Organism: Diabrotica virgifera virgifera (western corn rootworm)
Lineage: Eukaryota; Metazoa; Arthropoda; Insecta; Coleoptera; Chrysomelidae
Product: cuticle protein 64-like
Exons: 2
Coding region: 60-575 (171 amino acids)
Source: RefSeq, a predicted model, not a curated record